GACCAGUAGACUGAUCAAAUUGCGACUCAGAAACAGCAAGGCUAACAGUAAUAUAAUGGGUGGUGGAGCGUCUAAAAAGAAGAGACAAAAACAGAAAAAGAAACGAGCUACAGACCCAGCAAAUGAUGAACCAGUUCCACCUCGUGACUCUGCCAUUAUACCUGAUGUGAAUGCUUCCCAACAAAAGGAGAACUGUCAAGGAUGUUCACAUGAUGAUGAAGAAAGUAAGUGCAGUAUAGAAUGUGCUGCUCCACUAGAAAAUAGACAACCACAAAAUCUAAAUUCUGCUGGACAAGUGGAACAACUAAAUAUUGGAAUGGUAGAAAGAUCAACUUAUGAAAACAAUACUGAAGUGAAACCCCAAGCAGGUGUGCAUCAAGUUACCAGAUCUGAAAGAGAGCGUGAGGGUAAAAAAGUCACAGCCUCCCAUUUAACUGAAAAACACGAAAAGCAGCCUGGAGCUUCAAAAGGGAAACAAAAAUUACUGAUAAUAAUAACAGGAAAACAGGUAGGCACAAUUGUCCUUACCAAGCCGGAUCUGCACUCACAACACCCACCUGUGUGUCCACCUUCUCACAAAAAGCGGCACAAUAUAGAGGAAAAUGAGCUAAAUCAAGAUAUCAUUCCUAAUACUGGUGUACCUGCAAAACACACUGAAGGAAAUGAUCAACCAGAAGAGCGUAGUGAAAGUUCACAUCACAUUGAGAAGAGGACUACAACUGCAAGUACAUCGCAGCAAACGGGAAAACAGGCAAACACAAGUAUCCUCAACAAGCCAGAUGUGCUCAAACUACAACUAACUAUAAUGUCAAUAUGUAUAUCUUGUCACAAAGAACAGAAGGCUUUAGAAGCAAAUUUGCCAAAUCAAGAUAUCAUUCCUGAUACUAGUGUACCUACAAUACUCACACAAAGUAAUCAGCCAGAAGAUGGCAAUAAAAGCCUAAAUCACACUGAAACAAGGUCCACAAUUCAGGGCAUAGCGCAGCAAACAGGAAAUCAGGACAGUGGGCAGCAAUCACCUAUAAUACCAAUGUGUCCACCUUCUAACAAAGAAAAUGAAAAUGUGCUAAAUCAAGAUAUUUGUCUUAAUAUGUGUGUGCCUACAAAAAAUACUGAAGAAGCUGACCAACCAGAAGAUGGCAGUAAAAGCUCACACCACACUGAGACCAGGGCCACAAUUCCGCACACACCACAGCAAAUAGGACAACAGGCAAACACAAGUAUCCACAGCAAGCCAGAUGUGCUCUCACAACAACCACCUACAUUGCCAGUAUGUAUACCUUCUAACAAAAAACAGAAAGAUUUACAAGAAAAUGUGACACAUGAAGCUAUGAUUCCUAAUAUUGGUGUACCUACAAAACACACUGAAGAAACUGAGAAGAAACAGCCAGAAGAAAGCUCAAAUCACACUGAGACCAUGGGCACCAUUCAGGGUAGAUCAAUGCUAGCAGAACAACAGGCAAACACAAGUAACCUUAGCAAGCCAGGUGUGCUCUCACAACAACCACCUGCAGCUCCAGUAUGUAUACCUUCUAACAAAGAACAGAAAGAUUUAAAAGAAAAUGUGACACAUAAAGCUAACCUUCCCAUUAUUGGUGGACCUGCAAAACACACUGAAGAAAGUGAUCAGUCAAAAGAAAGCUCACAUCACACUGAGACCAGGGCAACCAUUCAGGGCACAUUACAGCAGUUUACAGAGACUGGCAAAGGAGAAACCAAAACACAUCUCACUGAGAUCAGCAAACCAAGUAUACAUGAAAUGUGUUCUCAGCAUGAAACAGCACAGCCACAGCUCUUAGAAGUUAUAAAUGGUUCUAUUAAAGAUGCAAAAUUCCCCACUCAACAGCAAACACCAGGAGAUUCAAAUUCAAAUGCCCCGAAGCUCAAUGAAAAACUGGCUUCAACCCACAAAAAACAUCCUAUAAUAGAAAAUAAAACAUACAAACUUGAUGAGGGGAAGAGUCAAGCCACUACGAACUCUGGAAACACAGAUGAACCUCUCUCUGAUAACUCUGGAAUACCACUGUUCACUGUAAACCAAAGAUGUCCUAAUGAGGCUCAUCGCAGACACAAACCUGGCCCUGUACCCAAAGUCAGCAGGUUUGGUGCCCGACCCAACUACCUGUCUGAAGCUCCUUGGAUUACCACAGCCAAAGUUGCAGCCUUUGUGGCACUGAGAGCAUUCGAAGACCGGGAAAAGCAAAUGGAGGACUAG
Molecule: messenger RNA, 2215 nt
Organism: Boleophthalmus pectinirostris (great blue-spotted mudskipper)
Lineage: Eukaryota; Metazoa; Chordata; Actinopteri; Gobiiformes; Gobiidae
Exons: 5
Coding region: 56-2215 (719 amino acids)
Source: RefSeq, a predicted model, not a curated record